Molecule: messenger RNA, 2622 nt
Organism: Gigantopelta aegis
Lineage: Eukaryota; Metazoa; Mollusca; Gastropoda; Neomphalida; Peltospiridae
Product: RING finger protein 215-like
Exons: 10
Coding region: 20-1159 (379 amino acids)
Biological process (GO): ubiquitin-dependent protein catabolic process
Molecular function (GO): ubiquitin protein ligase activity
Source: RefSeq, a predicted model, not a curated record
CCGACAUGUAAACAGCAAGAUGGGUCAUUUGACCUGUGUUUUCCUGUACAUAUUAUUAUUAUUUGUUAAACAGCCACGCAAAAAAGGGAUAUGCGGAAUUAUCACACUAUAUUUUCUUGUCUUAGCCCCAGUGGCUGCUUCAUCUGAUAGAAUUGCUGGUGUCGAGUUUCGUGAAGCGGACAAAUUUGGUAGUGUGCAUUCGAAGCGACAGCAUCUGCAAACAGAUGUGUCAAGUUUGACAGCUCAUGCAAAAGGCUGGCUGGCCGGAGUUGGUAGCGCUAAACAUGCCGAAGGGAAGAUACAUUGGAUGGCCUCAGACUGUGGUCAUGAUGAUCAGAAGGGUUUCGCACGGCUGCCGAAGGACUGGGUUGGAGUUCUUUAUUUUGCCGAGGAUCUCAGUGGAGAUCUCACAGAUAACGGGACUUCGGCUGACUGUCCACAAGUCAUAGACAGAGUGAAGAAUGCCAUUAUGUUUGGGGCAUCUGCAUUAAUUAUUCUUACUUUGAACCCAAGAAUUUUUAAAGAGCUUGAUAUUUCACAGUUGUUUGCCCAGCCCAUUGUGAUAAUUACCGACUCUGGAAACGUCACUGCGCUACUGUCUAUACUCAUGAGCAACAUCAAAUUGAAGGCUAAGGUGGUUGUAAACAUAACACAACGGGAACUAGUGAAGUUUCCUACAUUAACAAUGUGGGCGACAUGCGGUAGACCCAGUGGUCGAAGCACUUACAGCGAAUUUGAAGGAAUUGUUUGUCUGGGCAAAGAUGAACAAAGCAAAGAGGGAAAGGCGGACCCUGGGUUAUUCUGGAAUUUCUUCUAUACAUGUGUUUGCUUGCUGAUGAUGCUGUUGGUUCUCAAGUCACACGGGAGGGAAGGCGAGUGGGACACAGCUGACCAGGAACUUGAGGCUUCCCUGCGUCAGCUAGCUCACCGAGCCUUGCGGAUGAUGGAGACGUGCAGGUACCAUGCCCACGCUAACACUGGACACGAUACCUGCGCCAUCUGUCUCGAAAAGUUCUUCCUCAAACAGAGGCUGCGAGUUCUGCCAUGCCAGCACCAGUUCCACACCAGGUGUGUUGACAAGUGGCUCCUCAGCAACCGAACCUGUCCUCUGUGCAAGCUCAACAUCAUUGAACAACUACAAAAGGAAGAAAAUAUGUAAAUACCAACCUGUGCCAUAUAGUUAGAGAAGCUGUGAUGAAGAAGAGAUUGACCUAAACAUAAAUACACAGAGGAAACCUUAUCCAUUGUAGAUAAGCAGCCACGAUAGGGAGCAUCAAGCAGUACUGUGAAAUACGGGUCGAUAUGUACUAUGUUAGAUGAUAACCUUUUAAAGAGGGCAUUGUAAUACUAGAGGCUAGUUGAGCUGGUUGAGAAGGUAAAAUGUACAGUCUACUCCACAUAGAGCUGAAGAUGCUUGUACAGUGUCACCAUGCAUUUCUCGUCCACUGAUAUCACCAUGCAUUUCUCGUCCACUAAUAUCACCAUGCAUUUCGUCCAAUCUGGUAUCUGUCUAUAAUGACCGUCCAACAAUUAUGUAAUGUUUAUGGGUAGACCAGGUGUCAUGGGAUGUAUACAAAACAUGGGAGGGGGUAAGGGGUGCGGCAGAAAAGUAUUUUUCAAGAGUAUGUUUUUAAAAGAGGUUUUUUUGGAGUGAGAGGGGUGUCUUUUUGUUUUAGUUUUUUUUUUAAUCUGUAAGCAAAAUGUAACUAGUUUUAGCUAGUUUAAAUUGUUGUAUUAUAGAUGAUAUACUUUUAAUAAUAUAAUAUAAUCUCACUCUCCCCUCCCCACCUCCCCCCCCCCCCAUCAAACAAAUUCACUAAUAAAGGUCAUAUUAUUUUGUAGUUGCACUGAAGUGGGUAUUAAAAACAGCAGUCUUUUGUAAUUUUGCAGGGUUGAGAGGUUUUAGCAUUACAAAACUACUUCCGAGUGUGUGUGAAAAAAUAGCAUUAUAUAAUUGUUGAAUGGCUGCCAUUUUUUUUUUUCUUCUGAACUAGGCUGUUCUCAAACUAACACUAAAACCAGGAUUGUUCUGAUAAAACAAAAAGAAGGAAAAACUGUAUACAAACCUUUUGUGAUAUAGAUGUAAUUGUAUCUUGUAUUAGCUUAAUGAUGAAAACGUUGCAUUUACUCCAAUCAUCAAAAAGUAGGAGCCUACAGUCAGUAGAGAAAUAUAGUCAAAACAAAAAUGAACAAACCAUAGUCCCAAAAAUGCAUGAAGAAAACGCAGAUCUCUUUUAAAAGCUGUCAGUUGUGUGUUACUACUAUUUUUGUUAAUCUACUAUUAUUAUUAUUAUUAUUAUUAUUAUUAACAUCAUUACAAGUAAACAGGGUAUAGUAUAUUAUGUUACAGGAUUAGACAAAUUUACUUUGCUGUGUAAUAAAAUGCAAUAAGCAGGUGCCAGUCUAGACUGUUUAAUAUAGCAUAUACACAUGUGUAUUUAUUCUAGACCUCACCCUUUUGAAAAUGCCUUAGUUGUUAUGUCAAUGCCUUAGUUGUUAUGUCAGUGCCUUAGUUGUUAUGUUUUUGUUUUGUUCUGUUUAUUUAUUUCUGAGCCUAAUUGUAUUUGUGUAUGAUUUUAAUAGACUUGAACCAUGUUGCCUUAUAAAAGCCCUUUCAUUUAA